Erythranthe guttata (spotted monkey flower) is the source of this 2826-nucleotide messenger RNA. RefSeq names its product Protein kinase superfamily protein (gene TSL). NCBI's taxonomy places the organism in Eukaryota, Viridiplantae, Streptophyta, Magnoliopsida, Lamiales, Phrymaceae. Gene Ontology annotation, cellular component: nucleus. Gene Ontology annotation, molecular function: protein serine/threonine kinase activity; ATP binding. Gene Ontology annotation, biological process: peptidyl-serine phosphorylation; chromosome segregation; intracellular signal transduction. The record is from RefSeq and is a predicted model, not a curated record.
AAAUAAAAAAAUAAAUAAAUAAAGACCAUUACUAAUUUCCAUCACCAAAUUGAAAAAAAACAAAUUGUUUUUUCAACUCUCCUUCCCAAACAAUUUCAUCAAACUUAACCUAAAAAUCAAAUCCAAGAAAAAAAAAUUCAAAAAUCUCCCCCCUUUCACCACCUUUUUCUCCCCCACCAUUUUUCCCUUCUUCGUUUCUCUGCACUCAAUCAAUCAAAUUCAACUCUGCAACUAACGAAAUCAGGAACCCUAAUUCCUUCACCCCAUCAAAUCAAUUUCUCCAUUCUCCCCUCUCUAUUCGUACGCACACGCGCGCACACACACAAACACACAGAUAGAGAGAGGUACACACAUGUCAGAUUUCACAGAGAGAGCAAUGCCCGUGCACCCGUCAUGAAUUAGUGGAAAAAUCACUUUAUUCAUUCACGCACCGAAAUUUAUCACCUUUUUCCCCACUUUUUUUUGGGGGGUUUGGUGCAGCUUUACUUCGAUGUUUAGAUACAACAGGUUCAGUGAGGUUUGCCUGCAUUGACUGCAGUUACUAUAGAACCUGCUUCAAUUGAAUAGCUAAGCAAUGUCGGAAGACAUGAUUCUGCAUUUCGCUUCCAAUUCUUCGAACCAAUCGGAUCAAUCCUCAAAGAUUGCGAAACUCGAGGCUAGAUUGGUGGGCAAGCCUUCAUCUGCAGUUGUCACGCAGCCCCAAGUCCAGGCGCAGCUGAAUUCAUGGUCUACCCCUGCCAAGUUUGGAGGGAAUCCCGAUAGUCUGCCCGAUUCUCUGCUUGAUAGUGAUGAUUCUGAUGAUGAUGAUAAUGGAGGAGCUUUUCUCAUACAAGCAAACACUCAAAAACGACGUAAAGUGGAAGAAGGUUGCAGCGCUACUUUAGUCGAACAUGUUGAGGAUAGUAAUUUUUCAGGGAAUAUACACCUGUCAGCAACUGAUGCUAGGCAAAAGACCGUAGAAGCUGUAGACUCGAACAAGGUAGGUGCUGAAGUAAAUAAAAGAAAACAAGGACGUGGUAGGGCUAAUUCUGGUUCAGGUAGAGGCCGUGGUCGAGUUACUGACCAGGCAAGAAAUCAGACGAUUUCUCCAUCAAAUGGUCUGGUCGAAAAUUCACAUCAUAAGGAUGAGUUCUUUAAAGAGCAGCUGAGGCAGGAUGGCCACUCUUCAACAGAGGAUGAAGUGACUUCCUUGCGUACAAAGGUUGCAAUACUGGAGGAAGAGCUGAAAAAAUCGCACGAAGAGGCCUCUGAUUAUCGUAAUGAGUGUGAGCGCCUUGAAAAGGAGCUUAAGGAUUUCAAAGAUUAUGAGCAGCAGAUGAAGCCAAAGAGAAUAAAAGUGAUAUCUGACUUAUUGAUAUCUGUAUCAAAAGCUGAGAGACACGAGGCGAGGAUGAAAGUACGCCAAGAUUCCUUGAGACUUGGCAAUGUGGGGGUGGUCAGAGCUGGGACAAUCAUAUCCGAAGCAUGGGAGGAUGGGCAAACACUAAAGGAUCUCAAUGCUAACCUUAGGAGAUUGUUGGACAAUAAGGAGGCCAUUGAGAGGCAGAGGAAAUCUCUGAAGAAACGCCAGCCUGAUAAAGGCGACACAAGUGAAACCGAGGAUGGGUUUCAAGAAGAAGAUGUUCUCAUUCAGGAUGAAAUAUUUAAGUCCCGUCUGGCUAGCAUCAAGCGUGAGGAGGAAACAGUAAUGCGUGAAAGAGAGCGCUAUGAAUUGGAGAAAGGAAAACUUAUACGUGAAAUGAAACGUUUAAGAGAUGAGGAUGGCUCUCGUUUCAACAAUUUUCAGAUACUGAAUCAUCGUUAUGCCCUCUUAAACCUUCUUGGCAAAGGAGGAUUUAGUGAGGUUUAUAAGGCUUUUGACUUGGUGGAACAUAGAUAUGUUGCCUGUAAGCUUCAUGGUCUGAACGCGCAGUGGAGUGAAGAUAAGAAGCAAAGCUAUAUACGACAUGCAAUCAGGGAAUACAACAUUCACAAGACUCUGGUUCAUCACCAUAUAGUUCGGCUUUGGGACAUUUUUGAGAUUGAUCAAAACACAUUCUGCACUGUCCUGGAAUAUUGCAGCGGCAAGGAUCUCGAUGCAGUUCUUAAAGCAACACCUUCACUGCCAGAGAGAGAAGCUAGGAUCGUUAUUGUCCAGAUAUUUCAAGGCCUUGUUUACCUUAAUAAAAGAUCACAAAAAAUUAUUCAUUACGAUUUGAAGCCUGGAAAUGUUCUAUUCGAUGACUUGGGUAUUGCUAAAGUCACAGACUUUGGCCUCAGCAAGAUUGUGGAGGAUGAUGUCGGAUCCCAAGGCAUGGAACUUACGUCUCAGGGCGCUGGAACUUAUUGGUAUUUGCCUCCUGAAUGUUUUGAGCUAAGCAAGAUACCUCUCAUUUCCUCAAAGGUUGAUGUUUGGUCUGCGGGUAUUUUAUUGUACCAAAUGCUGUUUGGAAAACGGCCAUUUGGGCACAACCAAACUCAAGAGCGAAUAUUACGUGAAGAUACGAUUAUCAAAGCUCGUAAAGUUGAAUUUCCCUCAAGACCAUCUGUAUCAAAUGAGGCAAAGGAAUUUAUUCGUCGGUGUCUAACAUAUAAUCAAGCAGACAGACCUGAUGUUUUAGCUAUUGCUCAAGAUCCAUACCUAAACUAUACAAAGAAAUGAUGAUGAACUGGUCUAUGUGCCAAGAAGACAACACUGUCAUAAUUUUCAAGGGUGGAAUUUUUUGUAUAGUGAUAAAAGCCUUGUGACUUUUGUUUAUUACAAACCCUAAGGCGUUUCUUUUCAAUUAAUAUUUGUUUCCUGUAAAACUUCAUUUUGUAUGAAAGAAGUACAUGUUUUGAACUAAA